UUCCGCGCACAGCCGCUGGACCACAGCGCCGCACGCACAAAACUCACAGACCUCAGCCUCUCCGACUGGCCACCAGGAAAGGAAGGACUAAAACAUAAAAAAGGAAACCACCAGUAAAUUACUUUUGUUUUAUUGUGAAACAUUCCUCCAUACGACCUGGUUUUUGCCGUGCGUAAAGAAAGAACUGUUGUGCGCGUUUUUUUUUGUUAGUUAGUUUGUUUUUUUUUUACAGAAGAAUUUCCAUCCGUGAUAACACUGUCGACCGACCACAGUCUUUUAAGUAACAACUUCUCUCAUAGGUUUUCUUGAAAUGAGCGAGAAGCAGGGCAAGUGCCUUAGCGGGAACCCCUGCAGUCCAACGGGAACCUCGAGCUCAAUGUCGCAGGACGACUCGGAUUCCGACUCACCCUCGUCCCCGGCGGGGUCCGACGGCCACGGUCACGGGUGCCAGCUGCACUCCGAGAUGGGCACGAAGCUGGAGCGCGCGGCGGACGACCGCUUCCCUUCCUGCAUCCGCGACGCCGUGUCGCAGGUCCUGGAGGGAUACGACUGGUCGCUGGUCCCGAUGCCAGUGCGGGGAAACGGGUCGAUGAAAAGCAAGCCGCACGUGAAGCGACCCAUGAACGCCUUCAUGGUGUGGGCGCAAGCCGCGCGCAGGAAGCUGGCGGACCAGUACCCGCAUCUUCACAACGCCGAGCUCAGCAAGACGCUCGGGAAGCUGUGGCGCUUGCUGUCGGAAAGCGAGAAGAGGCCGUUCGUGGACGAAGCGGAGAGGCUGAGGGUCCAACACAAGAGAGACCACCCCGAUUAUAAGUACCAGCCCCGGCGGCGGAAGAACGUGAAGAACGGGCAAAGCGACUCGGACUCCGGGGCGGAGUUGAGCCAUCAUCCUUCGGGGCAAAUGUACAAAGCAGAGCCGGGCAUGAUCAGCCUGGCAGGCAUGGCAGACGGACACCACCACCCGGAACACGCAGGGCAACCUCACGGACCCCCAACCCCUCCCACUACCCCGAAAACCGAUCUGCACCACGGAGGAAAGCAAGAUCCGAAGCACGAGGGCAGGCGACUCCUGGACAGUGGCAGACAGAACAUCGACUUCAGCAACGUGGACAUCUCCGAGCUCAGCACCGACGUCAUCAGCAACAUGGAAACCUUCGACGUGCACGAGUUCGACCAGUACUUGCCUCUCGGCGGCCACGCGGCCGCCACUGCUUCCCUGCCCACGGACCACAGUCGCGGACAAAGUUCAGCGAACGGCGCCUCCUACGGCUCUGCGUACAGCCACGCGGGAGCUAACGGCGCGGCCUGGAGUCACAAGAGCGCGGCGUCCUCCUCCUCCUCAUCCGGCGCGAGCGAGACGGGCCAGCAAAGACCGCACAUCAAAACCGAACAGCUGAGUCCCACCCACUACACGGACAACUCCCACGGUGGUUCCCCCUCUCACCCCGACUACGGCUCCUAUGGCGCCCAGGCCUGCGUGUCUUCCUCCGCCGCUUCGUUCUCCGGUUCCCAGUGCGACUAUACGGACCUCCAGAGCUCCGGUUUCUACAGUCCGUACUCCGGGUACGCCUCUGGGAUUUACCAGUACCCGUACUUUCAUUCUUCGCGCAGGGCGUACGCGACCCCCAUCAUAAACAGCCUAUCCAUCCCUCCUUCCCACAGCCCCACUGCAUCCUGGGACCAGCCGGUAUACACCACUCUGACAAGGCCUUGAUUUACACACCUGCGGACUGUGCGGACGUUUCAUUCGGAUUUACGCAAGGAACUACGGAAGUGUAAUGUUCCCACUCACAAAGUCUUACGGAGCCUUUAAGGUCUUGCCCUCCUUAGAUUUCUGCACUAAUUGAGGAACAGAAUUUGGCGGAAGCGCACCAAGUUGUCUGUUGAAGACGGAGAGGAAGGAAAAACGAAGUGCCUGCUGACUUUAAAGCUAUAUUUCUCGUGUUUUUUUUGAACUCUUGGACAAUUAUUAUAAAUGAAGAAACCGACAUUCUCGUGCCUACACGCAUCCCCUCUGUGAGGACUGCACAAUGUCCACGUGCAUAAGUGCGGCCACGUAGAAGUGCGCAUGUGUUGUAGCCUACACUGCGUCGUUGUGAGCGCGCUUGCCUUGUAUGAUAUAAUAACGUGUGAUGUUGGAAAUAAUUCUGCGCGUGAACAUACCAUGGACAUAGGCUGGGCGGAGGUAUACAAGAGAGACCUGGGACCAGUUUUGUGAUUUUACAUUUGAAUUGUUAUUAUUUUUCACUUUUAGAAUCUCCUUCGGGCACACGAUCAUGGAUCAUCAUCCAAGCCCAUAUUCAGCCUAUGUUUUAAAUAUUAAUGUUGUUGUUUUAUUUGGGGCUGUAAAAGUGUACUUGUGUUAACUGCGUUGUUGUUCUUUUUGCAUUACUUGCAUUAUGUUAUACGCGUUUUGUUUUUGAAAAUGUAAUCUAUUUUAAAAAUAAUUCCGCCAAUGCGGUCUGCCACAACCACCUUUCUUUAAAAAAAACCAUAAACCAGUAGGCUACAUAUCUCCUUUCCCGAUUGAUAAGCAAACUAGAAAUUGUUUUCACAAAUACUGAGCGACUCAAUAAUGAUAUGCUAUGCAAUGUGAUGCAACAGGUGCCUUAGACGCCGACUGCCCACCAUGGAUUAGUCACGACAUAAGGGUUAAGGAAAUGGCGGUAAAACGAUACACUGCGCUCUGUGAGCGACUGGCCAGCUGGGCUUGUGCCUCGCGCUGAAUGAGGCGGAAUACCGCGCCUCGGUAAUUUACGUUUUUUAAAGCCCCGGAGUUUCGCCGCGGCUGGACUGCAUUUUUUUUUUUUUUUGUGUGUGGAAACGGAGACAGAAAAGCGGGCCGCAGUAACCCGGGACAGAGAUUUAGCUCACUACUGACCGUGGUUCACGCAUAUACGAAAUAAUAUAAAAAGGGUUGUAAAUUUUGGGACAGAAAAAACCAAACAACCCCUCAAAUUUGUAUUGACUAACACGUUUAUAUGUGCGUGUCUACGUGUGUGCAUACUUGAUGUCUCUACUGGAUCUGUUUUGUGCUUGGACAUUUAAUAAUUUAACACGUACUCCUAACGAUAGCCUACCUGUGCCUUAAAUUGCUCCCUUUUCUAACCGCGCUUCUCGGUUGAAUUUCUUCUUCAGAAUAAUUUAAUUCGCACGUACAGAGUUCUGCGCUUUUCCUCUAACAAAGAAAAAUAAAUACAUCUAUGGUAUUGUUUUGCUGCGUUACAUUGGGUGAAAUUCGUUAAGACGCUUAGGUGAUCACGGUGUGACGUCCACCAUCCUACGGAUUCGGAAUAUCAUAUCCGAUGGCCGAUUGUGACGUUGUGACCACGCGAGAACAGUGUUUUCUUCUUAACCUUUCCUUCUUUACAGUGCAUUUGGAAAUAAAUCAACUGUUAAAAUAUAUUCUGUGUUAACUAGAACAUUCUCUCACAAUAUUCUUGCACAUGAAAAAUAAAAAAGCCUUUUAUACCAAA
Anguilla rostrata (American eel) is the source of this 3476-nucleotide messenger RNA. Its product is annotated as transcription factor Sox-8-like. Gene Ontology annotation, cellular component: nucleus. Gene Ontology annotation, molecular function: RNA polymerase II cis-regulatory region sequence-specific DNA binding; DNA-binding transcription factor activity, RNA polymerase II-specific. Gene Ontology annotation, biological process: morphogenesis of an epithelium; negative regulation of transcription by RNA polymerase II; neural crest cell development. The transcript is spliced from 3 exons. Bases 311 to 1714 code for a protein of 467 amino acids. NCBI's taxonomy places the organism in Eukaryota, Metazoa, Chordata, Actinopteri, Anguilliformes, Anguillidae. The record is from RefSeq and is a predicted model, not a curated record.